CUGCAGGUACGUCGCCUGCGCCUCCCCACUACAUUCCCAGCGCUAUCGCAAGUUUAUUCGUGCUCGAGCUGCAUCUUUCUCCUCCCCUCCUUUGCCAAACCCAAUCACAGUAGCUCGCAGAUAAGACCAAAACUGACCAUCUCCGAACUCCAUUCCAGGGCUGAUCACUGCCAUCUUCUCCCCCCGACCCCGAGAAUUAAAAAGUGCGGGGUUCCCAGCUCGUUUCCCCCUCGUGGCCAAACCACCUUCUCUUUUUUCCGUGAACUCUUCAUCAUUUCUACCACCGACAAACAAUCUUAUACCUGCGUGUGCAGUCUAGAGUAAGCAUCCUUACUAGUGGCAUCGACCGCGCGCCACUACUGCUUCGAUUCCCUGGUCCUCAACAAGGAUCACCGUCCCAACUGGCCCCCACCCCCGCCAAGAUGUCCCUCGCAGAGUCCCACCCCGACCACCCUCACGGGGUGACCAAACAACCCAACACAGAGAGCAUUCACGAACGAUCGCUCGACAGUCGGGAGGGUGAAAAUGACCUGGAGACGGGCAGUGAGCCCGAGUCUGAGGCUGACCUUGCCGAGAUCGAGCGCAUCUAUAGAAAGCUAGACUUCCGCAUCAUUCCCGCAUUCUGGGUGCUCUAUUUCCUCUGCGCGGCGGUACGCUCCAAUGUCGGCCUCGCGCAAACCAUGAACGAGAGCUCGGGUCAUGAUCUCGGCUCGGUGCUGAACAUGACGCCACACCAGAUCUCCACCGCUCUCGCACUGUUCUAUGUCUGCUAUGUGAUCUUCGACUUGCCCUCCAACCUGAUCAUGACCCGUCUGAGUCCCCACGUCUGGAUGAGUCGGAUUGUCAUUAGCGUGGGAAUCAUCGGGAGCUGCAUGACGGCUAUGAAAGCCGCCUGGAGUUUAUACCUCCUUCGUCUGCUCUUGGGUAUUGUCAUCGCGGGCAUGUGGCCCGGUAUGACCUACUACCUCACCCUGUUCUACCCUCCCUCCCGCACCGGCAAACGCAUCGGCCAGUACUACACGGCCGCGCAGGUCUCCGCCGCAGUCGUCGGUCUGGUCUCGGCCGGAUUCCAGAAGAUGGACGGCGAGCGCGGCCUGGUCGGGUUCCAAUGGAUGUUCCUGGUCUACGGGGUGAUCACGACCGCCGUCGGCUUCCUGCUCCUGUGGUGGCUGCCAGACCGGCCGCUCGCGCCGGGCGCGGAGCCCAAGACGUCCAAGUACCUGUGGUGGUUCCCCCGCAGCCCGCCGGCGUUGACCGGCCGCGACGCGGAGAUCCACUACCACGACCUCAAGCGCGUGUACCACCGCGCGCAGUGGACCUGGAAGGACCUGCUGAACGUGUUCCUGGACUGGCGCCUGUGGCCGCUGCUGAUCAUGUACUUUGGCGUCGUGGGCGUGGGCAUCGGCACGCAGAGUUACGCCACCGUCAUCAUCCAGAGCAUCAACCCGUCGCUGAACGGGAUUGAUCUCAGUCUCCUGACUGCCCCGAUCUGGAUUAUGGACCUAAUCGCCAUCCUCCUCGUCACCCCGAUAAGCGACCGCUUCCACCGCCACCGCUCCCUCUUCUUCUCCGUGCCGGUCCUCCUGCAGAUCCUGGGCCUGCUCCUAACGACCUACGCCGGCACGGCCACCAACUCCUGGCCGCGCUACGGCGGCCUCCUGAUUGUGGGCUUCGGCCUGGGCCCCACCGUCCCCAUCACCAUGACCUGGACGACCGAGAUCUUCCAGCCGCGCCACGGCGAGGUCGGCGUCGCCGCCGCCUCCGCCGUCGUCUCGGGUCUCGGCAACCUGGGUAGUAUCAUGACCACCUACGCCCUGUAUUCCGGCUGGAAGAGCGACUACGAGGCCACGGGCCGCGCCAAGUACCGCAAGAGCAACCUCGUCAUGGUCGGCAUCCUGUGCGCCAGUAUCCUGGCCGCCGUCACCAUGGAGGUGCUGCUGCGCGUGGUGGAUGGGAAGAAGAAUGGGAAUAAGGAAGGUGGGGCUGGUGCUGGUGGUGCGGUGGCCGCGGAUGGGGCGGCCAGGCGCGAGGCGCGGCAGAGGGGGCUGGAUGGGUUGGGGGCGGGGUUGUUCAAGGUCUUCAAGCGGGGUGGGUGA
Messenger RNA from Aspergillus uvarum CBS 121591, 2096 nucleotides. RefSeq names its product putative MFS transporter. Gene Ontology annotation, molecular function: solute:proton symporter activity; biotin transmembrane transporter activity; dethiobiotin transmembrane transporter activity. The record is from RefSeq and is a predicted model, not a curated record. NCBI's taxonomy places the organism in Eukaryota, Fungi, Ascomycota, Eurotiomycetes, Eurotiales, Aspergillaceae. The coding region runs from base 423 to 2096 and encodes 557 amino acids. Gene Ontology annotation, biological process: biotin import across plasma membrane. Gene Ontology annotation, cellular component: membrane. The transcript has 4 exons.